Episyrphus balteatus (marmalade hoverfly) is the source of this 2303-nucleotide messenger RNA. It is a transcript of the gene su(f), whose product is annotated as protein suppressor of forked. The transcript is spliced from 10 exons. NCBI's taxonomy places the organism in Eukaryota, Metazoa, Arthropoda, Insecta, Diptera, Syrphidae. Gene Ontology annotation, biological process: mRNA 3'-end processing. The record is from RefSeq and is a predicted model, not a curated record. Bases 124 to 2280 code for a protein of 718 amino acids. Gene Ontology annotation, cellular component: nucleus. Gene Ontology annotation, molecular function: protein binding; mRNA binding.
CAAGUAGCAAUAUGAAUUGUUAGUAUAGUAUUUGACUUUUCAUAUAAAAUAGGGAAGGAAAACCCUUGUUAUAAUUUGAUCUAUGAAACGACUUUGAUUAAACGAAAUACGAUUUUUUUUCAAAUGGAUCUUCGUGACCAAAUAAAAAUUGAUAUUGAAUGGGGACAUGAGCGCCUAGUUCGUUCUCAACAAGUUGUUGAAAUCCGGCCUUACGAUAAGGAAUCGUGGUCUGUUCUUCUGCGAGAAGCUCAGACACGCAAUGUUAACGAAGUGCGAUCACUUUAUGAGUCUCUAGUUUGUGUUUUUCCCACUACAGCACGCUACUGGAAAAUUUUCAUAGAGCAAGAAAUGAAAGGUCGCAACUAUGAACGAGUUGAAAAAUUGUUCCAACGUUGUUUGGUCAAGAUACUAAACAUUGAUUUGUGGAAACUGUAUUUAACAUAUGUUAAGGAAACAAAAGCUGGCUUGAGUACGCACAAGGAAAAACUGGCACAAGCCUACGACUUCGCUUUGGAAAAAAUUGGAAUGGAUCUGCAUUCCUUUUCAAUUUGGCAGGAUUAUAUAAACUUUUUAAAGAGCGUUGAAGCAAUUGGAAGCUACGCGGAAAACCAAAAAAUAACAGCAGUCCGAAGAGUAUACCAAAAGGCGGUCAUAACUCCAAUAAUUGGUAUAGAAUCACUAUGGAAGGAUUACAUCGCUUUCGAACACAACAUCAAUCCAAUUAUUUCGGAGAAAAUGAGCGUCGAAAGGUCAAAGGAUUAUAUGAACGCAAGGAGAGUUGCCAAAGAAUUGGAAAUCAUCACUAAAGGACUCAACCGAAAUUUACCUGCUGUACCACCAACUCUAUCCAAAGAAGAGUCAAAGCAGGUGGAUAUAUGGAAAAAAUUUAUAGGGUUUGAAAAGUCAAAUCCCCUACGCUCAGAAGAUACUGCACUAAUAACUCGACGAGUAAUGUUUGCCACUGAAGAGUGUUUGCUAGUUUUGACACAUCAUCCAGCCGUUUGGCAUCAAGCUGCUCAGUUUUUAGAUCAAAGUGCAAAAAUAUUGGCCGAAAAGGGAGAUAUUCAAGCAUCCAAGGUAUUUGGGGAUGAGUGUGCAAACAUUUUAGAACGUUCCAUAAGUGGUGUUUUGAACAAGAACGCUUUAUUGUACUUUGCUUAUGCGGAUUUUGAAGAAGGUCGAAUGAAAUACGAUAAGGUUCAUCAGAUGUACAACAAAUUUUUAUCAAUAAAUGACAUUGACCCUACUCUUGCAUAUGUGCAGUACAUGAAAUUUUGCCGUCGUGCUGAGGGAAUUAAAUCUGCCAGAGCUGUCUUCAAAAAAGCCCGCGAAGACAUUCGAAGUCGUUAUCAUGUUUUUGUUGCUGCUGCCCUCAUGGAAUAUUAUUGUUCUAAAGAUAAGGAUAUUGCAUUUAGAAUCUUUGAAUUAGGUCUAAAGCGUUUCGGUGGCAGUCCGGAAUAUGUGAUGUGCUACAUUGACUAUUUGUCACAUUUAAAUGAGGAUAAUAACACAAGAGUUUUAUUUGAGAGAGUUCUUUCAUCUGGAGGAUUGACCCCUAGUUUAUCUGUUGAGGUUUGGAAUCGUUUCCUUGAAUUUGAAUCUAAUAUUGGAGAUCUUUCAAGCAUUGUUAAAGUAGAACGUCGAAGAAGUGCAGUCUUAGAAAAUUUGCAAGAAUAUGAAGGAAAAGAAACAGCUCAGCUUGUGGAUCGCUAUAAGUUUUUAGAUUUGUACCCUUGUUCAAGUGUUGAACUGAAGUCAAUAGGAUAUACCGAGACUAAUGGGAUGAUAAGUGGAAAAGCUUUUAUUACAACUCAGGUUGAACAAGUCGACGAACAGGUCGUUAGUUUACCUCGUCCAGAUUUUUCUCAAAUGAUUCCAUAUAAACCAAAGUCUAACGCUUAUCCUGGCGAACACCCGCUUGAUGGUGGUACCUUCCCUCAACCACAAGCAUUGGCUGCUUUGUGUUCACAGUUACCCCCACCGGCUUCUUUUCGAGGCCCAUUUGUCUCAACAGAUAUGUUGUGUGAUAUUUUUAAUCGCAUACAACUACCGGAUGUUCAACCAAUUCCUUCAGGCGAUCAUAGCAGUGAUGUGCGUCUAUUUGAUUUUGCUAAAUCAGUGCACUGGAUUGUGGACGAGAGCACAUAUUCUGGUGAAGCUGGUUUAAAGAGAAGACGCAUGCUGCCAGGUGGAGAUGAUAGCGACGAUGAAACACAAAUUCUUGUGCCACCAAUUAAUGACGUUUAUCGGCUAAGGCAACAGAAACGAUUUUCAAAAUAAACACUUUUACAUUAAUUUUUAAA